This is a messenger RNA of Racocetra fulgida, 590 nucleotides long. Lineage: Eukaryota; Fungi; Glomeromycota; Glomeromycetes; Diversisporales; Gigasporaceae. The record is from the annotation of a GenBank genome assembly.
AUGGGUUCGCAAAAUUCGAAAAAUGGAAGAGUUAUACCUGUUAUUAAUGAGUCACUGGGUAGUGAAGCCCAUGAACAAUUUCGAUAUUUACUGGGUCGCAGAUUUCAUAAUGUAACUGACAUUAUUUACGAUUUGCCAAAUGACGAAAUCGAAGAUGUUUCACCAAUAUUUCCAACGGAAAUCAAACCUAAUAAUGUCAUUUUUAAAGAAGGGAAUAUCCUCAAUGGAAUCCCUCAUCCUGAUGAAUCAUUCGAUUUUGUACAUAUGGAAGUUGUACGUGUUAUCAAAAUUGGAGGUUGGUUAGAACUAUGUGAAUACGAAUUAUGUCAAAAUUGUGGUCCGGUAUUGGAAAAUGUUCCAAUUGGUUCAUGGGCUGGCAAGAUAGGAGAAGUGGUGAAUGUUUUCUCUGUUAAAGUAUUUAUUUACCGGUAUUUAUUUUUAUACGUAUUUGACUUUGAAAAAAAUUUUCAGGGAAGAGACAAUAUAAUUACUCGGAUGGUCGGAAUAAAGCCUGCCCUAUCUAUAUUCAUGAACAUUACUUCUGAAGAAUAUGACGAAAUGAUACAAAAAAGUAUUGAGGAGUUUAAUGA